AUGCGUGGUCUUCGAUGCCUCAUUUUUCAUGAUGAUAAUGCAAGACCACAUCGGGCUUGGGUUACCAACGAAUUUUUCACUGAAAAUAAUGUGAAACCAUAUCCAAAUCCUCCAAAUCUAAGCAUCUGCAACUUCUUCUUAUUUCCAAAACUGAAAAAUCAACUACGUGGAAUUCAGUUCGACGACGGCAACAUGAUGUUAACUGCUUUAGAACAAGCCAUCGAUGGUAUUACAAAAGAAGACGUCAAAAACUGUUUCGAAGACUGGUUUAUUCGAAUGCAAAAAUGCAUUGAUGCUGAAGGACAGUACUUUGAAAAACUACAUUAG
Molecule: messenger RNA, 327 nt
Organism: Rotaria sp. Silwood2
Lineage: Eukaryota; Metazoa; Rotifera; Eurotatoria; Philodinida; Philodinidae
Source: the annotation of a GenBank genome assembly